This is a messenger RNA of Schizophyllum commune H4-8, 1568 nucleotides long. RefSeq names its product asparaginyl-tRNA synthetase. Gene Ontology annotation, biological process: asparaginyl-tRNA aminoacylation. The transcript is spliced from 5 exons. The coding region runs from base 1 to 1467 and encodes 488 amino acids. Gene Ontology annotation, molecular function: nucleic acid binding; asparagine-tRNA ligase activity; ATP binding. The record is from RefSeq and is a predicted model, not a curated record. Lineage: Eukaryota; Fungi; Basidiomycota; Agaricomycetes; Agaricales; Schizophyllaceae. Gene Ontology annotation, cellular component: mitochondrion.
AUGUUCUUCUCCCGCCGCUUCGCAUCUCAGUACGCCCCUCGACGGCUUCCUCCUACUAUCAAGGAGAUAUUGGGGUCCAACAUACCUCAGGAGACGUCUGUAUCCCUGAAUGGCUGGAUAAAGUCCAUACGAAAGCAGAAGAGGGUCUCUUUUGCUGUCAUCUACGAUGGGAGCAGUGCGAAGGGCAUUCAGGCGGUCUUCCCUAACACCCUGAAUGUGAAGGACCUCACAAAUGGCUCGAGUGUACGACUGACUGGCAACCUCGUCCCCUCGCCAGGCUCCGGUCAGGCCAAGGAACUCCAAGUCAAGGCCGUGGACGUGCUGGGAGCAUGUCCGCAGGAGACGUAUCCUAUCCAGAAGAAGGACCUCACCAAUGAGUAUCUACGAGAGAACGUGCAUCUUCGAGCACGGACGACUGCGAUAGCCGCUAUGCUUCGGUUAAGAGACUGCCUUCACCGGUCGAUACAUGACUACUUGAAGAGCCAAUCCUUCGUCCAUGUCCACGCUCCCAUCUUGACCGCCAACGACGCCGAGGGCGCCGGCGAGACCUUCCGCAUCGCCCCGGUUGCCGCCCACCCCGAUGCACAAUCCACAGAAACCCAAUCCCCCACCGAGUUCUUCGGCGCGCCCGCCCAUCUCACGGUCUCCUCCCAACUGCACAUGGAGGCCUUCCAGGCCGCCCUCUCCCGCGUCUACACCGCGAACCCCGCCUUCCGCGCGGAGCGCAGCCAGACGAGCAGGCAUCUCGCGGAGUUCUGGAUGGUCGAGCCGGAGUGGACGUUGACGGAGGGGAUCACGGAGGUCUGCGACGUGACGGAGGACUUGCUGAGGGAUAUCGUGAAUAGGGCGUUCGUGGAGUGCGCAGAGGAUAUCGAGGCGCUUCACGCAGUGGGGGGACGGCUGGAGCGGCUGGAGGCACUGAAGGCGGCAGUGUCGCCGGAUACCCUACGUUGGCGGCGCAUGACUUACACGGAGGCCGUCGAGACGCUGCAGCGAACUGGCGUGAAGUUCAAGCAGACCCCUACCUGGGGCGCGUCCUUGUCUUCUGAGCACGAGCGGUAUCUGGCGGAGGAGGUCGUGAAGGGGCCUGUGUUCGUCACGAACUACCCGAGGGAGAUCAAGGCAUUCUACAUGCGGGUGGAUGAUCCUUCCCUCCCGCGAGAACAGCAAACCGUAUCCUGCUUCGACCUCCUCGUCCCGCACAUGGGCGAACUCGUCGGGGGUAGCGUGAGGGAAGAGCGGGCGGACGUGCUCGAGGAGAAAAUGCGCGAAGAGGGCAUGAUCCUGCCAGAGCAAUCGUCAGACGAAGGUCCAUACGCAUGGUAUCUCUCGCUGCGCAAAUUCGGGGCAACGCCGCACGGAGGCUUCGGUCUGGGCUUCGAGCGUUUGGUGAGCUGGGUGGGGGACGUCGACAGCGUGAAGGAGUGUAUACCGGUUCCGCGGACGGUCGGGCGUAUCGACUUGUAGCAGAAGGGGAGCCACGCUUGUAGUAGGCACUGUCCCGUCAUAGCUCGCAAUCCCACCUCAUGCUUUAGCAAACACCAAAAGCAACGGGAGUGAUCCAACGU